Molecule: messenger RNA, 1109 nt
Organism: Trichoderma asperellum CBS 433.97
Lineage: Eukaryota; Fungi; Ascomycota; Sordariomycetes; Hypocreales; Hypocreaceae
Molecular function (GO): O-methyltransferase activity
Source: RefSeq, a predicted model, not a curated record
CUCUUGAACAGGAACCACACUGCAGUAGGUCAUCAGUAAGUCAUAUCGAAGCUGUUUCCAUGAGUGGCAAUUGACAGCUAGCCACGGCGGAGAAGAAACAGUUGCUUUUUCCUUGAAAGUUUCCCACAGAGUGAGAUUCUGGUUUACACAAUCACUUACACUUCUUUCUUGCACUCCGUCGCGCGCUCUAAGCUGCACUCAUCGCCAGAAUGGACCACCCUCCGGAAGUCGUCGCAUUACUAGAGAAAUAUCCUGUAUUAAGGAAAGCCUUUGAAACGGGCGUCGAGUCCAACGAUGGCCGUGAAGAGAAACUUCUCUCCUUCAUCCUUUCGCACCCCGACAUUGACAAUCUACGAGGCUCUCCCACAAAAAUACUCUCGGCCAUUGACGAUUUCUCGGCCAAUCAUGACUUCCUUAUCAGCAUUGGUGGCCAUAAGGCGGGGAUUUUAUCCAAUCUGAUUACUGAGGAAAAGCCUCAAACCGCCGUUGAGUUAGGGGGCUACCUGGGAUACUCUGCUAUUUUAUUUGCAGAUGCUAUGCGUCGCAGUAGCCCAUAUCAACAGCUUCGCGUUUUCAGCCUUGAACUAAGCGCCGAAUUUGCUUCUAUCGCUAGAGAGCUAAUCCAGCUUGCAGGGCUGUCUGACAUUGUAACAGUUGUCACCGGCCCCGCAGAAGAGUCUCUUCGCAAACUACAUGCACAAGGCACUUUAACCAGCGUUGAUUUCUUGUUCUUGGACCAUGGUGAGGAUUUGUAUCCUGCUGAUUUUAAAGUCUGCGAGGAGCUAGGCCUCUUGCACAAGGGUACGGUUAUUGCCGCGGACAAUGUUGAACGGCCAGGUGCCCCUGAAUAUCGUAAAUUGGUCAGAAGCCAUUCAAAAUUACAGAGCACCGGGGUGAAAGGGUUAAUCCAACCUGGGGAUUUCGAGGACGAAAUCGAAAUCAGCCGCGUCAUAGCUUGAGCAUGGCUCCAGUGCUACGUUGCUUGAAAGAAUGCAUCAAAUAUGGAGUAGAUAGAAUCCAUACCCUAGGUCUAGGAUGUAGUAUAACGGUUUAUGCCGUUUUGAAUAGUAAUCAGCUACAAUGAUGCUCAAAUUACUCCAUAUUAUGGC